Molecule: messenger RNA, 879 nt
Organism: Ogataea haglerorum
Lineage: Eukaryota; Fungi; Ascomycota; Pichiomycetes; Pichiales; Pichiaceae
Exons: 1
Coding region: 1-879 (292 amino acids)
Source: RefSeq, a predicted model, not a curated record
AUGUCUUCUCUGGUACGGCCUCACAUAGAGGUUUUCGAAGAGGAGCACGCCCAGCACCAUGAGAAAGCCAACGGGAAUGGUGACGUACACUUUAGGCGACCGCCAGCGAAUGCCUGCCUCUGUGAGACCGCAGAUAAUGAGCAGCAGGCCUCCGACAAGGAGGAUGGCGCCGCCGUAGUUGAGGUACUUGGAGCUGAGCAGCUCGUGUUCUUUAGUUCUCUCAACGGGGACGACAAUGAAGAAGAGCACGAUGGAGGUGACGAAACUGAUGGCGAACGAGAAAUAGAAAAAGGCGCGGUAGCCAAUGCUGGUGAGCGAGAACGCGCCACCCAGCACGACUCCGAGCCCGACCGAUGCGGACAGAGCCAGCAUCAGAUAGUUGAUAGCGGUGGCGAGCUUGGGGCCCUGGAAGUAGUUGCCGCAAAUGCCCACGGCGCUGGGGAUGAGCGAAGCUCCGGCGAUGCCCUGGAGCGCACGGAACACAAUGAGCGGGAUGAUGCUGCUGGUGAUGACUGCGCAAAUGAGGGUCAUGAUGGACAUCACAAACAGCCCAAUCGUGAACACCUUGUGCAAGCCAUGGAUGUCGCCCAACUUGCCAAAGAGCAGGAUAAACGCGCCAAGCGUGAGGGCGUAGGCAGAAACCACCCAGGUGGAGUCGGCGGAGUUGGCUCCCAGCUCUUUCUGCAGACUCUCAGUCAUGCUGAACCCGGCGGCAACAUUGAGGUUGUCCAUGGCGGUGCCCAGCAGGAUGAAGCCGUAUGCAAGCUUCUUGGACCGGUACUUGUCAUCGACGAGGUUGCGCACUCUGAGCAGCGACGCGGUAGCAGAGCUAAGGAACUUCAUUGCGGAUUCUCAGAAAAAUUCGCGGCUCUUAUAUAG